AUGAUAAGUGCAGUGCUGAUAUUCUCGUCCCGUGGUGAACUCAUUGUUGCUAAAAUUCUGAAAAGCUCGCUGAAAAGAUCUAUCUCUGACGUCUUCCGCAUACAGGUGAUCAACAAUCUAGAUGUCAGGUCGCCGAUUCUCACCCUAGGGUCAACUACCUUCCACCAUAUAAGAUCAAGCGGUAGCGAUAGUCUGUGGCUGGUGGCGGUGAGCAGAACCAAUGCAAACAGCGGAGCCAUUUGGGAAUUCCUGUACAAGCUCAAUGCGAUUAUGGACGUUUACGGGCUGAUAAGAGAAGAAACGUUGAAGGAGGAGUUUAUGGUUUGUUACGAAAUGCUUGAUAUUGUUCUAGGGGAAGGAGGUAUUCCUGUCGAUACGGAAGUGAAUUCUGUGAUAGGCAAGAUGUCGGCGAAGCCGACGAAACAGCUGAACGGGAACUCGCUCGACAGACCUGAGUUGUUGUCAUCUUCUGGUGACUCGCCGGCGCUGUCGAUGCCCAGAUUUCUCACUCGCAGCAACCGAUCGAUGUCGCAGGACCUGGGGCUGAACUAUCCGUCCAGCUUCCCGUGGAGGCCGCAUGGAAUCAAAUACAAGAAAAACGAAGUUCUGUUAAACGUGAACGAGAAAAUAAGCAUCCUGGUUUCGCGAGAUGGGUCGAUACUCAAAUCGCACGUUGACGGCACGAUCGACCUGACGACGCAUCUGAGCGGAAUGCCGAUAUGUCAGUUCGGGUUGAACGACUCGCUCAGCGUCGACUUUGGCGACGAGCCGGCGUUUGGAAGCGAAGACUUCGCGAACGAGAAGGCUAUCCCCAAGGCAGCCGCGGGUCGAGUGCUGCUGGAAGACUGCAAGUUCCACCAGUGCGUUUCGCUGGACAAGUUCAAUCGCGAUCGCGUGAUCAAGUUUGUGCCUCCCGAUGGCACCAUGGAACUCAUGAAAUACUGCGUUCGACAUAACCUGAACCUUCCCUUCAAGGUGACGCCGAACGUCACGAAUUUCGGCCGCGGCAACACUCUGGACUACAGGGUCACGCUGAAGUCGCUCUUCCCCAGUAAACUGUCCGCCAGGGACGUCUCGCUGCGUAUCCCCGUGCCACCAGGAACAGUGGAUUGCGAGAUUAGUGUCUCCAACGGCAAAUGCAAGUUUGUGCCGGAAGAGAACGCAAUGAUAUGGAAAUUCAGCAAGUACACGGGUCUGACCGAAAACACUCUCAGCGCGAUCACUGUCCCGACUAGCGAUACGACACAGUUGACCAUCCAGCAGUGGCCGAGACCCCCGAUGUCGCUUGACUUCUCGAUCGUGAUGUUUAGCAACUCAGGUCUUGUGGUAAGGUACUUCAGGGUCUCGGAUAAGGAGGAAAAGUACAGGACAGUAAAGUGGAUCAAGUACAUAUCCAAUUCAGGGUCAUACGAGGUUAGAUACUAG
Molecule: messenger RNA, 1425 nt
Organism: Torulaspora globosa
Lineage: Eukaryota; Fungi; Ascomycota; Saccharomycetes; Saccharomycetales; Saccharomycetaceae
Gene: APM4
Product: Apm4p
Exons: 1
Coding region: 1-1425 (474 amino acids)
Biological process (GO): clathrin-dependent endocytosis; intracellular protein transport
Cellular component (GO): AP-2 adaptor complex; cytoplasmic vesicle
Molecular function (GO): clathrin-cargo adaptor activity
Source: RefSeq, a predicted model, not a curated record